Molecule: messenger RNA, 630 nt
Organism: Adineta steineri
Lineage: Eukaryota; Metazoa; Rotifera; Eurotatoria; Adinetida; Adinetidae
Source: the annotation of a GenBank genome assembly
AUGCAACAACAUCAGCAGCAGCAUCACCACUAUAUUGAUAGACGACGACCCCGACUGAUGGACAGUAGUCAUAAGACUAGAAAUGAUGAUUUCUAUACUAAAUUAGAACGUAUACGUUUAACUGCAGCAGCUUCUUCUUCAAAACAGUGUUCACAUCGUUCAGCAACAGAAUUAUUAGAUGAAUCAAAAGCAUUUUUUGUUAAAAGUCAAGAAGUUUUACAUAAACGACAAUCACUGCUAAAUAAUAAAACAUUAAAUGAACAACAACAACAGAUUACACCAUCAUUUCGAAUAACAAAAUCACGUCGUUCUCCUUAUCAAGAUUACGAAUAUGAAAAUGACCGGUUUCGACUAGAAUCUUUAGAUAUUCCAUUACGAUCUUCCACACCUCCGAUAUCUACUCCAAACUCAACAACAAAUUUUUCUGAUUGUGGAGCAGUUGAAAGUGUUAGUCUAUUAUCACUUUCGGAUCAAACGACACUUGAUAGUGCUAAUAGUCCAUCAAAUAUAAGAAGAACAGUUAUACCAUCAACAUCGUUAUCUGUGAUUGAACGUAAUGCAAGAAUAAUCAAAUGGCUUUUUCAAUUAAAUAAAGCUAAUGCAUCACCUUCGUUUCAAGAAGUUCAAUAG